Amphiprion ocellaris (clown anemonefish) is the source of this 5325-nucleotide messenger RNA. It is a transcript of the gene slc66a2, whose product is annotated as solute carrier family 66 member 2. Gene Ontology annotation, biological process: phospholipid translocation; retrograde transport, endosome to Golgi. The transcript is spliced from 5 exons. The coding region runs from base 552 to 1367 and encodes 271 amino acids. Gene Ontology annotation, cellular component: endosome; trans-Golgi network. NCBI's taxonomy places the organism in Eukaryota, Metazoa, Chordata, Actinopteri, Pomacentridae. The record is from RefSeq and is a predicted model, not a curated record.
UUUCAGGAAGUGUGGGAGAGACUACAGCAGAAAUCAAACAGUACAGACUGUACAGUGACGAAACUACUGAAAUGUAGGAAACCUGGACCAAAUAAACGCAUUUUUGUUUCAUUUUUUUUGCCAAUUUCAAGGGCUUUUUGUACAAUUCCGUGGAAUUUGUGAGUUCCUUCUGACAAGUUAGGUGCAGCCUCUUAACGCCAGCAAGCAUCAACACAAGUGUUGAACCAGGGGACUAACUGAGCCGGUUAUCAGCAGAUAUCUCCUCUACUGCAGAGACCACCGCUGCUUUUGUUCAUGUUAAUGCGCUCAUAGUUGAUCGUUCUGGGCUGCUGCUGUAACAUUAGCCCCCUGACCGGCAGUGUGUGUAGCUGUGCUUGUGAUGGCGUGGCAGUAGCUCCGUCUUUGUCUGGGUGAGGACUGACAGUGAUGCUCGGAGAACACGGACGUUCCUCUCCAGUCACCAAGAGGAGCCAGAGGAGGGUAAACUCCGUCUAACAGCCUCCUCGAAGGCUGACAUCUCCUCCUGUCCGGGCGUCGAGCAGCAGCUGAAUAUGGACGAUGAGGUGUUGGAGCAGAUCGUGUCCGUGUUUAACGCGCUGGUGUCGUGGGUCGCCGCCGGUGCCAUGGUGUUCGGAGGGGUGGUGCCCUACAUCCCCCAGUACAGGGACAUCCGAAGGACCCAGAACGCAGAGGGCUUCUCCACCUACGUAUGCCUGGUCCUCCUGGUGGCCAACAUCCUGCGGAUCCUCUUCAGAUUUGGCCGCUACUUCGAGACGCUGCUACUGUGGCAGAGCAUCAUCAUGAUCGGCACAAUGCUCAUCAUGCUGAACCUGUGCACCAACGUCCGCAUGGCUACUGAACUCACCACCAAGAGACGCUCCUUCAUAGCAACAGACAGUAAGGACGAGGAGAUCAGACUCCCUAAGAGGCUCUUUCUGGACUUUGACUGGAGCUACUUCUGGUCAUGGAGUCGCUUCAUGGACUACGUGCAGUGUGUGCUCUCCUUCACACUGGUGGCGGCCUACAUCACCUACCUCCUCCUGGACUCUGCGCUGUUCGUGGAGACCCUGGGCUUCCUGGCUGUCUUCACAGAAGCAAUGCUGGGCACACCACAGCUCUACUGCAAUUUUCAGAACAAGUCCACAGAGGGCAUGAGUAUCAAGAUGGUUCUGAUGUGGACCAGCGGGGACACCUUUAAAACUGGCUACUUCCUGCUCACCCAGGCUCCUGUGCAGUUCUGGACAUGCGGCCUGCUGCAGGUCUUCGUGGACAUUGCCAUCCUGUUUCAGGUUUAUUACUACAGCCGCUACCCCCAGAAACCAGUGUCCCACACUGUAUCCCACACCACCAGUGCCAAAGCCCUCUGAGAGCCUCUGCAAGAUCGUCGAGGACAAAACGGCAGUGAGGAAGCACUUAUAGCAGCGCUGUGGAAAUGUAUAAACAUACACGACUACCAAAGCACCUUGAGAUGAUGCAGGCGGCUCAGCCUCACCUCCCAGUAUACAUGAAGACACAUACACGCUCAUAAAUAAGGCAUAAACAUACACAGACACCAAGUGAUGUUGGUGCCUGCGGUGAUACCUGAAGGUCGCUUGUCACACACAAACUCUUUGUUUUAUUUAUUGUCCUAGUGACUUCCUAAUGCAGUGGAAUGCAUGCGUCUGGGAAUGCAGACUUCUCAAAGAAUAUCCCUUGAAUUGACCUGUGCAUGUGGAGAAUAUUAUGCACAUAUAGUACAUGAAAAUCCAGCAAAUCUAAACUGCAGAUGUAUGCUCCGAAAUCUGUGCUCAAGGAAACGUGGACCAGCUUUCGCCGUCCACAUACGCUGAUGAAUGUUGCAUGGACGUUCUGCCUUAAUACACACACAUCCAUACAUGGCUUGUUGCGUUACCAGCAAUAUAAAUGUUAUGAAUCAAUCAGAAACUCCUUGUAUACAACCUUACUGAAUGUACAAAACGGCAUUUGUUGUUUGGUUGUUUUUCCAACACAGUGGAGAAAUGCUGGUCAGACUACCACUUGUUGAACAGAUGGUCACCAUGUGCUGAGACACUCAGUCCUGUGGGAUGAAAACUGAAGAAACAGAUGCAGUUUAUGUUCAACAAAAGGAGAAUAGUUCCAAAGGUUUGGAGAUGAAAUGCAUCGACUUACUAAAAAAAACAACUGAACAGAAUCAUUAGUGGCCUUGAGCUUAGCAGAGGGAUGAGAAAGGGGAACUUUGUAAGACAAUGCCAAGGUUUUUGUACUUAUCUUGCUGAUGACAUUUUGUAUAUAAUUUUCAUCAUUCUCAUGCCACAAAUUUCAAAAAUCAUAAAUAUCUGCUCUGGUUAGUUACAAAGUGAAGCGAGGACAAUUCACCGUGUGUUGAUUUCAAAUAACUCCUGCCUAUACUGAGGGUUUCCUAUAUGAAGCCACUCCCUAAGUGUACAGAAGUGUUCCCACUGAGAUCUGAUACUGAGCUGUUCCACAAACCCAACACAGAAACAUGCUUGUGUAGGUUGCUAGCUACUUACAGCUAUUGUCUGUACAGUCUUAGCAUUUCUGCAUGGGGCUAGCAGACAGAUAAAUGCUAAUAACUCCAGGAGAAAAUUAGCUCUGCAUUCACUCUGAACACAUCUUCAAGUUGACGAUGGCAUUUAUAGCACAGUAUCACCAUGAUUUAAUGAGUUUGGAAACCUCUGGUCUGUUAUUGCUGCAUUGAUGCAAUACUGACAGACUGUUAUUCUGAGCUCCGAGGGUUCAUGCAUUGUUCUUUAAAGAUUAUUUUUAGGGGCAUUUUGUGCCUUUUUUUACGAGAGAUGGUGGAGAGAGUCAUAAAAGGUGGAAGAGAGAGCAGGGGAAUGGAACCAGAGACCUGCUGCUCAGAGCACCAGUACUAAUGCAGUUCACACCCCAACCACUCAACUGUAGCGCUGUCACUACAGUUCAUGCAUUAUUCUAAUUCUGGAAUAGUUGACAAUAUUUGCUACUUCGGUUGUGUGCGUUUGUCGCUUUGCUAACAAGUGAACCAGAUAUCCUACUUGGUCAAUAAUUUAACAUAUGCAGAAAUUCAUUUUUCCAUACCGUAAAAUGGCUAAGCUGUUGCCUUUUGUGGAAUCUAUGAAGUCCCGCCUCUUUCUCCACCCACUCAUCCCCACUCGCUGCAGCUUGAGCACACCAGCUCACUUAAAACGUCACUUAAAACUACUCUACACUACACAGUUGCAAUUUGUAAUGUUAUGUAAUGAGUAAUUGAAGCAUACAUGUUUGAACCAGAAAUCAACUAUGAAGAAGAUUAGGGAUUUUACAAAAGGCCCGCCUUACAAGUUGGCAGGUUUGUUCUGCGUGAAACCUGUCACUGGUACCAUAUUAAGGUGGAAAUGCUCAGCCAUGGCAUCGAGUCUUUAUUUCACACAUCUUAUAGAUAAUAAAAAACACAGCAUAUUCAUAGGUAAGAAACUUGAUCUUUACCAGAGGACAUUUUAAAUGAGCUGCAAUUAUGUUAAUACUGAAUUUUCUUUACUCAUUGACUUUGGCAAUUCUUAAACAGAUGACCACAACUUCCCUUCAACAAGUUUAUUCAGUGGAACUGUCAGUUACAGCUGUCAGCCAUGAUGAUAUAUACUACUGUUAAAAAGUUUGGGGUCGCCCAGACAAUUUCACGUUUUCCAUGAAAACUCACACUUUUAUUCAUGUGCUAACAUCAUUGCACAAGGGUUUUCUAAUCAUCAUGAAUUAGCCUUUCAACACCAUUAGCUAACACAAUAUACCAUUAGAACACAGAAGUGAUGGUUGCUGGAAAUGUUCCUCUGUACCUCUAUGUAGAUAUUCCAUUAAAAAUCAGCCGUUUCCAGCUAGAAUAAUCAUUUACCACAUUAACAAUGUCUAAACUGUAUGCCUGCUUCAUUUAAUGUUAUCUUCAUUGAAAAACUGCUUUUCUUUCAAAAAUAAGGACAUUUCUAAGUGAUGUCAAACCUUUGAACAGUGGUGUAUGUCCUGUGUUUAGCAUCAAAUAACCCAAAUAAAAGCAUUUAUGACAAAUUCUACAACCAGCCACCAGGGGGCAAUCUAUUAUUUUGACUUUGCUGUAGGGGAUGCUGACAUGUCAUCCAUCUUUAUAUUUACAAUUUGAACAAUAAGACCUGGAUGAAACAUAGUUUUUGUAAUUUAACGGCCUAUUAUUCCUUUCAGCAAUAAUAACAUUAUAUGCACAUUAACUGGCAACAUUUCUAUGAGUGCAGUGGUUGGACUUACUAAUAGAAGUGAUGACCAAAGCUCAAGUUGGAAUGAAGCAGAGUUAUUCUUAAUAGAGAUGAACUUUAGAGAUUGAUACUGAUGAAUAUGCUCAAUAGGAAUCCUCCAUUUACCUCCAUCAUAUUUGCAGUAGAUAGCACUGACUGGCAAGUUUAAAAUUCAUUCAAAUGUGACAGCAUUCAGUAAUAUUACCGCUCACGGCUCUACUGUACGUCACUGCGUGGCGCUCUGAGCAGGCUGUACUCAUCAUGGUUGUGAAUUUCCUGUUCAAAACGACAAACAGCACCGGAACACAGUGAGGAAAUUUUCUUUUUUAUUGUUGUUUUGUAAUUUUUCUCUGGGGAGAGGAUCAGUGCCAAACCAGGAGGUGUCCGACUGUCAGCCCUUCACUGGACUGUGUUCUACAGCAGACCUGAUUCUGUCCUCCUCCUCAAAGCCUCAAGGAAGGGAAACUUCCCUUUUGUUCUGCUGGGAGAUAGUUUUCUAUAAAGAUUUUUUUUUUCCUCUUAACUAUUAAAAUAAGACAUGGUGGGUAAUUCCUUUGUUUCUUAGUAACUGAAGUGCACUCCUUGUGUUUACAUCUACUUAGCAGCCCUAUUUAUUUUGUUAUCAUUUUUAUAUUAUCUUCCAGUGCCAGUGUAAGAUAUCGUACGUCUGUUCUUUAUCCAGACGGUGGUGAGCAUGACUGUGUUGUGUGGAUAAUGUGUGAUGCCUGACAGGUUUUUGUUGUACUGAACAAGAUCAAAAAGAGCUCAGAGUUCCACAUUUUUGACUGUUUAAUUCCAUGUACCUGAUUAUUUUUCUUACUUUGUUUUCUGUCCUGUGGUUCAUUUAGUUUCUAUCUGAAGGUGUUUUCCCAUAGAAACUGCCAGGUUUUGCAUUGUGUUAUAUGUGAGCCCUUACCUAGUUUAUUAAUGUACCAAAAAUGUUUUUUUUUUAAUGCUGUUUUCUUUUUUCUAUGUGCAUCUAUUGGUUUGUAUUUCUUCUUUUUUUGAACUGGCAGUCCACCUCUAUCACACUUGAGGCUGUUUAAACACUCACUACUGUCGAGAAACUAACGUGACACUGUCACCCAAUAAAGAGGACACACAGAGA